AUGAAACUCAUGCUCAUGUCUGGAGGUUUUGAACAUCAGUCAAAGUCAAAUAUGGGACAUUCAGAUGAUUCAAGCGUACCAUUUUUGGCAGAUCUGAAAAAUGAGUAUCCGGCAACUGAGAAAGCUCACAUUUCACCUCGAGGUUCCCUCAGAACCACCACGUCGUCAAAGGCACAAACUUAUUUCUGGAUACCAUGUAUUAUCGUGAUCACGCUACUCUCAAAUACCGCGACAUAUCUUAUCACAUAUCAAUCCCAAGGAAAUCUAGACAAAACGUGUGCUAAGCAUACGAGUCAAAGUUGGAGCCCCGUACUCGACAAAGUCGAACUCAAAUACGAAACUGUCCGGUUCAACGGUUCACUGUUCACCAAUACCAUAUACCGAGAAGAUCCCAGUCCUGAAGUCGAUCAAGCAUGGUAUAAUCUUGGGACGAAUUACAAAGCGAUAAUCAUCCCAACAGAAGAUGCACCCAAAGCAGGGAUAUCACUAGAUCACUUCCGAGUCGAUGAGAAAGAUGGAGGUCCUGGGUAUCCUGCCACGGUUGAGGUGCUACAUCAAUUGCAUUGUUUGAAUCUCCUCCGACAAGGCCUUUACUAUAACUCUGAAUACUAUCAUAAACGUGGAGAAGGGCCUUUCAAAAACGAAGAAUUUGUCUUGAAAGCACAUAUAAAUCACUGUCUAGAUACCAUCCGACAGCGUCUAAUGUGCACAGCUGAGACAGACGCACAUCCAUAUCUCUGGGCAAUGUCCGGCCAACAUACUCAUUUGUAUCCAGAUUUCAACCGUGACCAUAAGUGUAAGAAUUUUGAUGAUAUAAGAAAGUUUGCAGAGGAACAUCAGGCGCCUUGGCGUGAUGAUGGAGAGUUGGAUGUGCAACCGAAGGAGGGAGAGAUUGUUUUACCGGGUAUUCCAUGA
Molecule: messenger RNA, 915 nt
Organism: Sclerotinia borealis F-4128
Lineage: Eukaryota; Fungi; Ascomycota; Leotiomycetes; Helotiales; Sclerotiniaceae
Source: the annotation of a GenBank genome assembly